Molecule: messenger RNA, 4478 nt
Organism: Nothobranchius furzeri (turquoise killifish)
Lineage: Eukaryota; Metazoa; Chordata; Actinopteri; Cyprinodontiformes; Nothobranchiidae
Source: RefSeq, a predicted model, not a curated record
AUGCAUCCUGGUCCUCCACCACAGACCAACAAGGCUCCACCUCCGGCACAAGAGAAUGGCGGGGAGAGAGAAAACAGUCGCAACACGGUUGAUGUCACAACAAGCUGCACAGACGUGUGCGGUCCAGGACAGUGGGGACGUUCAUGUUCCAAGAUAUGUCUCGCAUGGGUGUACCCAGAAGCCAAGCCUGAGUUCUUCGACCUUUUUGACAUUAAAAGCGAACCUUUCUCCUACAAUCUUAGAACAUGCUCUGGUGUUGUAGAAACAUGGGGUAAAAUAGCCGAAGGUUUCCAUAUCGAGUCACUGGAUAGGAGCGAAAUCCCAACUCCCAGCGCAGUGCUACACCAGCCGCACCUCCGAACCAUAGCAAAGUACAUCCCAGAGCUAGACCCUAAAGCCGAGAUACUCCUGCUACUAGGGCGAGAUGUUUUACAGGCACACAAGGCCAGGCAGAGAAUUAACGGCCCCCAUAAUGCACCCUUCGCCCAGUGCCUAGAUCUAGGGUGGGUUGUAGUUGGAGAGGUCUGUCUGGGAAAUGUUCAUAGGCCUACAGUCAGCACCCUGAAGACAGUCAUUCUGGAAAAUGGCCGCCCUACAGUUUUCAAACCAUGUAACAGCCUCCUGCAACUCAAAGAAACGCCACAAACAAACAGGCCGGGUAACGCACCCGAACAAACUCUGGGUCAAACGGUUUUUAACCAGACAGAUAACGACAACAAACCAGCUCACUCAAUACAGGACACCCUCUUUCUGAAAAUAAUGGACAAUGCUAUGCACAGAGACGUGGACAACAGUUGGGUCGCCCCACUCCCAUUUAAGGAACCCCGCCAGCAAUUACCAAAUAACAGACAGCAGGCAGCCACAAGGUUCUCCUCCUUAAAACGCACCCUUAACAGGAAACCUGAAAUGCGGGAGCAUUAUGCGGCCUUCAUGGAAAAAAUCCUCUCCAAUGGCCAUGCUGAGAUCAGGGUUGUCUUCGAUUCUAGUGCCCAGUACUUGGGUGCCUCACUUAACAAUGUCCUCCUUACUGGCCCUGAUUUAAACAACACCCUUGUCGGAGUUCUUCUCCGCUUCCGGAGAGAGGGUGUUGCAAUCAUGGCAGAUAUACAGCAAAUGUUUCACUGUUUUAGGGUACGGGAAGACCACCGCAACUUCCUCCAUUUUUUGUGGCACAGGGACAAUGACCUAAACAAAGAAGUUGUCGAGUACCGGAUGAAGGUCCACGUGUUUGGCAACUUAACAUCCCCCGCUGUUUCCAUUUAUGGACUACGCAAGGCCAUCAGAGCAGGUUCAAAAGACUAUGGUGCAGAUACCGUAAAGUUCGUGGAGAGACACUUUUAUGUAGAUGACGGCCUGAUCUCUGUCCCCUCCCCUGCUGAGGCUAUAGACUUGCUUCAAAGAACACAAGCCUCACUCGCUGAAUCCAACCUGCGCCUGCAUAAGUUCGUUUCCAACUCUCAGGCAGUUAUGCAGGCCUUCUGCCCAGAAGAUUGUGCCCCUGUCACCAAAAACUUAGAUUUAAGUGGUGAAGAGACACAAUCCCAGCGAAGCCUUGGACUCAUCUGGGAAAUAACAAAAGACACAUUCACUUACUCAGUGGCCACCGCAAACAAGUCAUUCACUCGCCGUGGCGUAUUGUCCUCUGUCAAUAGCGUCUUCGAUCCCCUGGGCCUAUUGGCACCCGUUACAAUCCAAGGAAGGGCCCUACUGAGAGAGCUUACUUCAGAAUGUUCAGAUUGGGAUGAACCCCUUCCAGAGGACAAACAAAACAGAUGGGAAAUGUGGAGAAAUCCCCUUCAGGUUCUAAGAGGACUUCAUGUUCCCAGAACCUACACCUCCACCUCACUAAGUCAAGCAGAGCACAAGGAACUGUGUUUAUUCUCAGAUGCAUCUACUAAGGCCAUAGGAGCUGUAGCCUACUUAAAGGCAAUUCAAACAGAUGGGAGGGUUGAGGUUGGGUUCAUAAUGGGCAAAGCAAAACUAGCCCCCUUGUCAGAACCUACAAUACCAAGACUUGAACUAUGCGCAGCUGUCUUGGCAGCAGAAAUGGCUGACCUCAUUCAAGAUGAGUUGGACUUGGACUUUGAUGCAGUGCACUUCUACACGGACAGUAAGGUAGUGCUCGGCUACAUCUGUAAUGAGUCAAAAAGGUUUUACACAUACGUCCACAACAGAGUGCAGCACAUUCGCCAGUCAUCAAAGCCAGCACAGUGGCAUUAUGUGCGCACAGAGGAAAAUCCAGCAGACCAUGCAUCUAGGUCAUUGUCAGCAUUCCAACUAAAAAGGUCCACCUGGUUCACCGGACCACCCUUCAUCUACCAUCCUGCCAAAGAGAUAACACAACUGAGUGGAAUGUUUGACCUGAUUGAACCAGAUAAAGACUCAGAAAUUAGACCAGAAGUAAAAACUUAUGCCACUCACCUCCAAGCAUUCAUCUGUAAGCGUUUUGAGCACUUUUCUACCUUUAGAUCUUUAGUCAGAGUCAUAGCAAAUCCCAUCCACAUUGCAAAGUCCUUCAAUGGGACUAAUCCAAACAAAAAAUGCAAAGGCUGGCACAAAUUUCAUCUGCCUCAAACCCCAGAGGAGGUCGCUCAAGCAAAGAUUGUUGUCCUCAAAGAGACACAGAAGGCAUACUUUGAGAAGGAACUUUCUGCCCUUGAUGCUGGCAAGCCAAUCUCGAAACAGAGUCCCCUCAAGAAGCUCAGCCCAAUGUUACAGGACAGUCUCAUUUCUGUUGGAGGCCGUCUCAAACAUGCAGAAAUUGAGAGUGCUGAGAAGAGCCCAGUGAUUCUUCCCAAAGGCAGUCACAUCUCCCUUCUGAUCACUCGCCAUUACCACGAGCUCACAAAGCACCAAGGUCGUCAUCUGACGGAAGGAGCUAUCAGAGCCGCGGGGCUGUGGCUUUUAGGCAGCAAAAAACUAGUCAAUUCAGUGAUCCACAAAUGUGUAAUCUGCCGCAAACUACGUGGAAAACAAGAACAACAACUCAUGGCGGAUCUACCACCUGAACGCCUAAAAACCUGUCCUCCUUUCACCUACGUCGGCCUUGACGUGUUCGGACCGUGGUCCAUAACAACCAGGCGUACUAGGGGUGGAGUAGCUGAAAGUAAGCGGUGGGCCAUCAUGUUUAGCUGCAUGAGUUCGAGAGCCGUGCAUAUUGAGGUGAUCGAAUCUCUGGACACAUCCAGCUGUGUAAAUGCCCUCCGCCGCUUCUUCGCUCCAAGAGGCCCCGCCAAACAGCUGCUAUCUGACCGUGGCACCAAUUUUAUUAGCACUUCAAAGGAACUUGGAAUGGACAAAUCACUCCAACAGUACCUAACUGUCCAAGGCUGCAGUUGGGGGUUUAAUCCACCGCAUGCGUCCCACAUGGGAGGUUCUUGGGAGCGCAUGAUUGGAGUCGCCCGCAGAAUCCUGGACUCCAUGCUACUACAAAACAAGGUUCAACUGACUCAUGACGUGUUGUGCACACUUAUGGCUGAGGUUGCAGCCAUAAUAAAUGCAAGGCCGCUCGUCCCAGUGUCCUCUGAUCCAGAGAACCCUUUCAUCCUAUCCCCUUCAAUGCUCCUUACGCAAAAAUCUUGCCUCCCACCCCCACCUGGAGACUUUUCGGAUAAAGACCUUUACAACAAACAAUGGAGAAGGGUCCAAGCCCUUUCCAAUCAGUUCUGGACACGCUGGAGACGAGAGUAUCUACCCACAUUGCAGCAAAGGCAGAAAUGGACCGGGUCGCGCAGAAACCUCCAAGUUGACGACCUGGUUCUGUUAAAGGACAAGCAGGCUGCACGAAACAACUGGCCCAUGGCCAGGGUCUCUGCCACAUUCCCGAGCAAGGACGAUCGAGUAAGGAAAAUUGAAGUGAAGACAUGCGAUCAAGGGUGCAUAAAGACAUUUAUGCGACCGGUUACAGAAGUUAUCCUCCUCAUGCCAAAAGACUGAAUGCAUAAUGUUUGUUUAGCAUAGUGGCCUCCCGAGGCCAGGCGGGGAGUGUGUUGCCCUUAAGGCUUUCUCUGAAUAAAUAGGUUCAUAAGUUUGAAAUAAAUAAUUCUAAAAUGAUUUGUCAUUAAAAACAUUGAUAUGUGUUGUUAAAAUGAAUAAUUCAUGCUUUAUAUGUGUUUUAGUUAAAAAGAAAAUAUCGCUAAAAUGUACUUCCUGUUCUGGCGGUGCACUUCCGGUUUUGGUCAAACACUGUUUUCGCGGAGAAACAGGCGCCUCAUGCAGAAGGCAGCGUGGAGAUGUAAUCAGAUGCCAUCUUCUCUGAAUUAUCAGGCUGGAACGCCGUAAGUUGCUUUAUAUGACAGUUUAUACGAAUAGCUUUGGAUAUUAGUGUAUAUUUUGCUAACAUGAAUGUUUAAGUGAGAGUAAUGCACUUUUUGGAUGUAAACAUGCUUCUAUCUGUUAAGAUGGAGUCUAUUUUCUGUCAUUUCAGUUUUCACCACAUGUUCAUGAGACAAUUAAACAAGCUGCAGCUAAACUCCAGG